UUGUGGGCGUGGCCAGAGUGGGCGUGGCCACCUGCCUCAGGUGAGGCGGAAGUGGCGGCGGGGCCAUGAACGGGCUCCAGGGCUGGGCCGCGCUCCCGGAAAUCGCGCAGGAGCCGAGCAUGAGGCGCCCCCUGGAAUUCCCGGAAUUCCCAGAAUUUCCCAGCCUGGAAAACUCACCUGGAUCCCUGGAAAAUUCUGGAGGGAGCCCCAAAUCCACCUGGAAUCCUGAGGAGGUGGCUCCAGUUCUGAGGCUGCGCCUGCCCCAAGACCCCCCUGGGGAGCCCCGGCCCAAACAGAAGCCGGUGGGCAGAGCCUUCGCCAUGGUGGCCAAAAGGUCAGAUGGGAAUUCCUUGGCCUCAGAAUGUGUCAAAUCCAAGGAUGGAGACGAGGAGAUCAUCAAGGUUUAUCUCAAGGCUCGUGCCGACCACGAGGAGCCGGUGACGCAACUCAAGAGCGAAGUUCGGCACAUCCAGGAGGCUGGGAGUGCCCUGAAAAAACUCCGGGAAGAUUUGAGCACCAAACUCCAAACCCGGACAGAAUUCCAGGAAUUCCGGGAAUUUCGGGAAUUCCGGGAAUUUCGGGAAUUUCAGGAAUUCCAGGAGAGCUCGGAGGAGGAGGCCCCGAGGCUCCUGCGGAGGCUCCAGGAGGCAGAAAAGCGGCACCAGCUGGAGCGGGAGAGCUUCGAGCGGGCGCUGGCGCGGUGCCGGGACGACGCCGCUCGCGCCGAGUGCGGCCGGCGCCGCGCGGAGCAGGAGGCGGAACAGCUCCGGGAGAGGCUGGACGGGGCCGAGGCGGAGCGCCGGGAGCUGCAGGCCCGGCUGGAGUCGGGGCAGGCGGAGCUCGAGCGGCUCCGGGCGGCCGAAGGGGAGAGAGCGGCACAGCAGGAGCGCUCAUCCCAGCUGGAGAAGGAGGUGGCGACGCUGAGGGAGAAAAUUCAUCACCUGGACGACAUGCUGAAGAGUCAGCAGAGAAAAGUGCGCCAGAUGAUCGAGCAGCUGCAGAAUUCCAAGAGCGUGAUCCAGGCCAAGGACGCGGCGAUGCAGGAGCUGAAGGAGAGAGUGGCGUACCUGGAGGCUGAGAAUUUGGAGAUGCACGAUCGGAUCGAGCACCUGAUCGAGGACCAAGUGAGCCGGGGCGGGGCCGGGGGCGGGGCCAGAGCUCGAUCCAAAUCCGAGACCGUCAGCAGCAAGCGCCUCCCGGGCCCGAAGCCGCUGCCUCUGAUCCGAGUGGUGGAAACCUGAAUUUUGGGAUCCCUCUGGAAUUUUGGGAUCCCUUUGGAAUUUUGGGAUCCCUCCAGAAUUUUGGGAUCCAUCCUGAAUUUCAAAAUUCCCCGCUGGACUCGGAGCUUUUCCCAAGGGAAGAAUUUUGGGAUCGCCCAGGGCACAAUUCCGGGUGAAAAUUGGGAAUUUCCUCUUCCCUCUCUCCCAAAAAUUUCUGGGAUUUCUUCAUUCCAGAAAUUUUUCCUGAAAAGGAAUUUGGGAUUUCUGGGGGAUUUUUGUAUUUUUGAGCAGAAAUCCCAAAUUUCUGCCCUUUUCCUGGAAAAAAAAUUCCAAAAAAUUUGGGAGUCGCCGCCUCCAACCUCCAGCACCGACCUUGGACUUGGAAAAUCCUCUCCCAACCCCCAAAAUUCCAUUUUUCCCCAAAAUUCCCUGUUUUUCCCAGAGAAUUCCAUUAAUUUCUCUCCAGAAUUCCAUUUUCCUCAGAGAAUUCCAUUAAUUCCCCUCAGAAUUCCAUAUUUUUCCAGCAGAAUUCCAUCGUUUUCCCCCCAAAUUCCAUCUUUUUUUCCCCCACAGAAUUCCAUUAAUUUCUCACAGAACUCCAGGUUUUCCCCAAAAAUUCCAUGAAUUCCCAAAAAAAUCCAUGUUUUUCCCAUAGAAAUGUUUUUUUUUUAAAAAUUCCAUUAAUUUCCCACAGAAUUCCAUGUUUUCUCUCCAUCCUUCCAUCGUUUUUCCCCCAAAAAACGUUUUUUCCCAAAAAAAAAAAUUCCAUUGAGUUCCAAAAAAACCUCCAGGUUUUUCCCCACAAAAUUCCAUAUUUUCCCCCAUAUUUCCAUAGUUUUUUUCCAUAAUUCCAUAUUUUACCCAAAAAAUUCCUUUUUUUUCCCCCACAAUUCCAUUUUUCCACACAAUUCCAUAUUUUUUU
Messenger RNA from Oenanthe melanoleuca, 2142 nucleotides. RefSeq names its product tuftelin 1 (gene TUFT1). The record is from RefSeq and is a predicted model, not a curated record. The transcript is spliced from 13 exons. NCBI's taxonomy places the organism in Eukaryota, Metazoa, Chordata, Aves, Passeriformes, Muscicapidae. The coding region runs from base 66 to 1241 and encodes 391 amino acids. Gene Ontology annotation, biological process: intracellular signal transduction. Gene Ontology annotation, cellular component: intracellular anatomical structure; I band.